UGUUUUAAAAAAAAGUCAAGAUGGCAGAAGUGGAGCAGAAAAAGCAGCAAAGCAGAAGAAGCAGACUUUCUGCAAGUUCACCUCCUGCGGUGUGCACCCCGACCCGCUGCUGGACUUGUCAUGCGAGCAGCGAAUGAAGCUGCACUAUGGCCUAUGGCAGAAGCAGCACUUGCUGCUGAAGGGCCUGUGCAAGGUCAAGAAGUGGGCACCGCCUAUGCAGAAGCCAGAGGUGGUGAACGCGCACCUGCAGGACAUGAUCAUCCUGCCCGAGAUGGGAGACAAGAUGGUGGAUAGCAUGGUGAGCGUCUACAACGGCAAAGCCUUCAACCAAGUGGAGGGCAAGCCCGAGAGGAUUGGCCAUUACCUCGAUCACCUACAAGCUUGUGAAGCACUGCCCGGCCAGGCAUCAGAACCACCCACUCUUCCCGCUUCACCACCCUCAAGGAGUCUGCUCAGCCAAUAAAGGCACACACAUUUCUUAAAUAAAAUAAAAUAAAUAAAUAAAUAAAUAAAUAAAUAACAAAAU
This is a messenger RNA of Chlorocebus sabaeus (green monkey), 526 nucleotides long. The record is from RefSeq and is a predicted model, not a curated record. Lineage: Eukaryota; Metazoa; Chordata; Mammalia; Primates; Cercopithecidae.